AUGGCGACCCAGGCCUCAUCCGUCACGACGGAGACAGCCUCUAGUCAAGGCUGCCUGCUGUUCUCCCCUACAGCAGACCAGGCAAGGCUUUCAGCCGCCUUGGAAGACAUUCCUCGAUACCUUUUCAGAGUUCAUGCGCCAAAGACUGCCGGGCAAACCACAAACAAGGAGGUUAUCUCAAGGGCAGCAAUGCUCGGUAAACCAGGCGCGACCACCGACAUCCUCUCGAUGCCAGCUCGCAGUGCCGCCGAGAUGCUUAACUCUCACCUUCGCGGAUGGUCGAGGGACGGCGAUAAUCUCAUGUCUUGGUCUAGUUCACUGCUGUUUGCCCUCCAGUAUGCCUUAUACCGCAACAUCAAGGAAAGAGACCGCGACGAGCUAGCCGACAUCCGCGUUCACGUCCUGGAUACCUCGGGCCUUCCACCGGGUGCACUCCUACCGGACGCCCCGCUUCUAGAUGCUUUCGCGGAUAAAGACUCGUGGAAAACGUACAACCUUGCGAAGAUACGCUCUUUACGUCGCGAUACCUCUUACAACUUUGGAGAGUACUUGAGCCAGGGGACCUUAUCCAUAGAGGGGCGCUCGACUUCCACUAGUCUGCAGGAGAUCAUCAACCACGGGCUGUUCAAGCUAUGUCCCGAGAUGGGGGAACCCAAUGAGAAGCCAGAGCUGGCUAAGAGGGUCUGUCGACUGCGAGCCGACUGCUUUGCUACAUCGGUCGCCACUUCCAAGCUUGAGAUCCGCAUCGCGCUGAGCCUUGCCGAAGGCUGUUUCGGAGACGAAUGGGCAUUACCGAUGAUGGCGGCGCUCCUAUCCUUGCGCAGGCGACGUCGGAAUGACAGCGUGAUUGUUGACGCGUUCAGUGCCAACUUCUCAGAGAAGGAGUUGCGCAAGCACGACCUAGGCGCCCUCAAGUCUUUCUCAAACGAGAAGCUCCCGGAGGUCUACCAGUUCGAGAAGAUCAUUCAGGAUAUCCACAGUUAUCAUUGCACGAGAGCUUUGGACUCAGUCAUUGCCACAACAAUGAGGCUCUCCCUUUCCUCUCAGUCACCGCUCAAACCCAAGGAACAUGUGACUUACAUAGAUGUCGGCGAUGAGGUUUGGGAAGUCUGA
Messenger RNA from Colletotrichum karsti, 1113 nucleotides. RefSeq lists its product as uncharacterized. Lineage: Eukaryota; Fungi; Ascomycota; Sordariomycetes; Glomerellales; Glomerellaceae. The coding region runs from base 1 to 1113 and encodes 370 amino acids. The record is from RefSeq and is a predicted model, not a curated record. The transcript is spliced from 3 exons.